Salvelinus namaycush (lake trout) is the source of this 7843-nucleotide messenger RNA. RefSeq names its product activin receptor type-2B-like. Gene Ontology annotation, biological process: cellular response to growth factor stimulus; protein phosphorylation; activin receptor signaling pathway. The transcript has 11 exons. Bases 358 to 1890 code for a protein of 510 amino acids. Gene Ontology annotation, cellular component: activin receptor complex; plasma membrane. Gene Ontology annotation, molecular function: ATP binding; activin receptor activity; activin binding. NCBI's taxonomy places the organism in Eukaryota, Metazoa, Chordata, Actinopteri, Salmoniformes, Salmonidae. The record is from RefSeq and is a predicted model, not a curated record.
ACCCUGUCCUCAGCCAUUCACCACUACACAGUAGAAAAGGUUAACGCGCACCGCGGAGCGAGAAAAUUGUUUCUUUGAAACAUCGAGUUUAUUUUACCUUGUCGAUUUUACAUCCUGGAUUCGACCGAUCCUUUCCCAAUGGAUUUGUUUAUAUUUAAAACUUGUUUUUAGCCCGUGCAAUUUUGUUGCAUUGGGGGGCUGUACACACAAAAGCAACGCAAACUCUUGGUGCGGUGGACAUCGAAGGCCUUGGGACAUUUGGCUCGUUGUGUUGUGCUAUCAUCUUUUUAAAUGUUCGCAAAGGAAAAUAGGUUAAAAAGGAGAACAUCUGGUGUGUUUCUUUUUAAUUAAAGGAAUAUGUUUGCUUCCUGGCUGACUUUUGCACUUCUGGGAACUUUUUGUGCAGGACCAAGCCAUGGAGAGGUGGACACACAGGAGUGCUUGUUCUAUAACAUCAACUAUGAGAUCGAGAAGACCAACCAGAGUGGGGUAGAGCGCUGCGAGGGUGAGAAGGACAAGCGGUCGCACUGCUACGCCUCAUGGCGAAACAACUCGGGUACCAUAGAGCUGGUGAAGAAGGGCUGCUGGCUGGAUGACUUCAACUGCUAUGACAGGCAAGAGUGUGUGGCGACAGAGGAGAAUCCUCAGGUGUUCUUCUGUUGCUGCGAGGGGAACUUCUGCAACGAGAGGUUCACUCACCUGCCUGAUGUCAACGGACCAAUGAUCAAGUCGCCUCCCCCCAUGCCCACACUACUCAAUGUGCUGGUCUACUCACUGCUGCCCAUCACCAUGCUCUCCAUGGCCCUGCUGCUGGCCUUCUGGAUGUACCGCCACCGCAAGCCGCCCUAUGGCCAUGUGGACAUCAAUGAGGAUCCUGGCCUAGUUCUCCCUCCCUCCCCCCUGGUGGGUCUCAAACCCCUGCAGUUGCUGGAGAUUAAGGCCAGGGGGCGCUUCGGCUGUGUGUGGAAGGCCCAGAUGAUGAACGAAUACGUGGCUGUCAAGGUCUUCCCCAUUCAGGAUAAACAGUCGUGGAGGAACGAGCGAGACGUGUUCCUAACACCGGGGAUGAAGCACGUGAACCUGCUGCGCUACAUCGCCGCCGAGAAGCGCGGGACCAACCUGGAGAUGGAGCUGUGGCUCAUCUCUGAGUUCCACCAGAGGGGCUCCCUGACGGACUAUCUGAAAGGAAAUGCAAUCAGCUGGACUGAGCUGUGCCACAUCGCUGAGACCAUGGCCUGCGGGCUGGCCUACCUGCACGAAGACGUGCCUCGCUACAAAGGAGAGGGACCCAAACCGGCCAUUGCUCACAGGGACUUCAAGAGUAAGAACGUGAUGCUGCGGACGGACCUGACGGCCAUCAUCGGGGACUUUGGGCUGGCGGUGCGGUUCGAGCCGGGCAAGCCCCCAGGGGACACUCACGGCCAGGUGGGUACCAGGCGCUACAUGGCGCCGGAGGUCCUGGAAGGUGCCAUCAACUUCCAGCGUGACGCCUUUCUCAGGAUAGACAUGUACGCCAUGGGCCUGGUGCUGUGGGAGCUGGUGUCGCGCUGCAAGGCGGCCGACAGCCCAGUGGAUGAGUACAUGCUGCCGUUUGAGGAGGAGAUCGGCCAGCACCCGUCCCUGGAGGACUUACAGGAGGUGGUGGUCCACAAAAAGAUGAGACCGGUCUUCAAGGACUGCUGGCUCAAACACGCUGGCCUGGAGUCGAUGUGUGAGACGAUAGAGGAGUGCUGGGACCAUGACGCGGAGGCGCGCCUCUCUGCUGGCUGCGUGGAGGAGCGGAUCUCGCAGAUCCGCCGGCUGACCAGCCCCCCUACCUCGGACUGCCUGGUCUCCAUGGUGACCUCUGUCACCAACGUGGACUUGCCACCCAAAGAGUCCAGUAUCUGAGUCUCAACCCGACCACCACCAACCCUCCCAACGCAGAGCGACAAGCAAGCAUACAAAACAACCACCGUCGUCGUCUUCUUCUUAAGCCUCAGCGGAUCUCAGAAAAAAAACAUGAAUGCAGCUGCUAUUUUAUCCUGACAUUUUUUUCUUCUAUUAAUUAUUAUUAUUUUUUAUUUCCGAUCGGAUCACUAUUACCAGCACACUUCUUCGAUACUGUUGUUUUUUUUUAUCAAUAAAGGACAAAAAAAGCUAAAUGGACAUCUCAAAAGCGCAUUCAGGUGCCGACUUAUGAAUGCUGACAAGGUGCAGGUACCUCAGAUGUUUUCAGCUCUCAGUUUCUUUGGGUUUAGUUUAUUCCUCUUUUUCUGUCUUCUGGACAGGAUUGCCUGUGACAGAACCAACCAACUCACCCACCAACCAAGCAACCAUCUACCACGUUGGACAAUACAACAAUGCUGCAAAAACCUUGAAGGAACAUUAAGACUGUUACACACAACUAACCUUCCUCAAGGGAUUUUAGUUUUCAGAAAACGUUUCCUUUCCGACAGCGUGUCCCAUACAAACCUUCGGAACUAACGGGUGUCUCUAGAACACAGGGAAAAGUGGAAAACAACUGGACUCAUUUCUUUUAGGUUUUUUCUGUGUUCAGACUGGUGACUAUGGAUGGGGUUGGCUACAGCAUUCUUAUGAGUGAAUGUUGAAAAGUUCAAAAGGAAAUGGCUUACAUUCAGAGAUUGGACAUCACAUCAUCUGGAUAGUGCAUUUGGUAUGGAACUACUUCUCAGGUAACCAGUCUCAAGGGGCAGGAGAUGUUGAUUUGAGGUGAUAUCGCAACGCGUCCCAUAAAGUAGGGCGAGAGCCACAACCGCCGCCCUUGAGUGAUCGGAGGGGGCAAACUUUAGUGGGAGGGGCUUUUCUGACUUGGUUUAGAGCCUUUUUAUCUGAGAUCAAAAUGGAGUCUAAACACGGAACGUGCCCAAACAACUACAAAAAAAACAAUCGGUGCAAGACCCUGGUGAAGAUAUGUAUGCAUUUUGGGUGUGUGUGUGUGUUUGCGUGUGACUACUUGUGCAGUGAGAGUGACUGAGUGUGUGUGUGUAGCGAAGAGGGAUGGAGAUUAAGACCAUAAAAAGUUUCAGCCGUAAACAUCUGAAAAUGAGUUAAAUGUAUUUUUGUUCCGUUUUUUUCUUCUCCUUUAUUUCAGUCAGUAUAUUGGACAUUGGGAGCUAAGGACCUAGACUCUUCUCCAGAGGCCCAUCCUAGGCCUCAGCAAAAGCCUAUAUCCUUCACUAGUGUUGAGCGGGAGGGAAUACAGUUGAAUCAUCACUGCCUGGUCCCUUUGUUAUUUACCUCUUUCACACAGGGACCAAACUUAGUUUGGACCGGGUAGGUCCUGCAUUGUAGAACCGUUUUCGACAGGGCACUGAGCGUAACAAGCGGUUUAGACUUAACUUCAUUACGAUUAGUUACGCAUUCUCGUUCAUUAGAAGGAAUUUUUUUUACUGAAAACGAACAUGGAACUCUUUUUGUCUUAAAAGUGGCACGCAAGAAACCACAUUUCCGUAUGCCAUAAUGUAACAGUGAAUGUCCACAAUGCUGCUGUUUCAACUCAAAGAUGAUAUAUGUCUGUUCCUUUUUUUCUGUGCAUUACAUGUGCAACUCUCAGUAGUAAAGGAAACAUGCAUAAAACAGCAAAAGUCAUGUCUACCAACGUACAAGGCUUCCGAGGUGAACAAUAACAUCUAGUAGAGAGAAAACAUAAAACGAAACGCAAAAAAAACAAAAAACAUUUAAUGAACCACAGACCACCUCAAACCAGAAAUACCUCAGACUUUUCUAUGUGUAUGAGUUCUGUUAUAUAUUUUGUUAGUUGUGUUGACUUGUAUUAAGUAUAUUUUAAUGUGAGUUUUUUUGGCUUUUAUGAUUAGGGAGUUUUGGAAAAAUAGUGCUACCACAACAUGUUGUAUAAAUGAAAGAAAAUAGUGUAAAUAGCUGUAUACAGUUGUAGAAUUCUCCCAAUAUAUGACACCUAGGCAUUAUUCAUGAUUUGUGCUGGCUCCCCCCAACUCUUUUUUUCCUUCUCCGUUACCUAAAGGGACAUUGAACCUUGUAUUUGGUUUUUCUCCCAAAAAAUGAAUAUUCAACCACCACCACCGUGUCUCACCUGUAAUAUUUUUGCAUAUCCCAUGAUAUACCUUGGGUUUGUCAUUGCUUUUAAAAUGUAUUUUAAUGACUUAUCCCAUUCCUCUAUUAAAAAAAAAGAAGAAAGCAUUUAUACAGAAAAGACUAAUUGAGAACUAUGAGAUACCAUUGAAUUUCCUUAUACAAAGCAACGCAUCUCCAAAUUAGUUUCUCUCUCUCGAUUUAUAGCGUUCUAACUUUUUAAAGCAUAGUCAUAUUUUUAUGAAAUUGUUCUCAAUUGAUGAUUGAUUUGAUAGCGCCUUCGGGGGGGGGGGGGGGUAGUGUCCCUGGAUUCUCAUCCCUUCAUCUCCUUUCCUCACACAUUGACUGACAAGAGACACUGUGGCGGUGGCUUCAGCACCUUAACACUACAUCCUACAGACGAGAGCUUUAAGUUAUUAUUCACGGUGUCAUACGUUCUUUUAAGGUUCUUCAUCGCUUAGCAGCGUUCCACAUGUGUGUAAGUGGAACCAUGUGCGCAGAGUCUUUCAGGGUGUUUUAGGGAUACCCAUGGAGAAGUGAGAGCAUUGAGACACUCAUGGCUUCAAUCUCUUGUCAUCAUGAACCCCAGUGAUUGAUGUGGGCCUGCAGAUCGCUGCGAUCCAGCUGCUUUGAGUAGGAAAACCACAGCUAGCUUUAUUUGAGCUUUUGGGCUGAGGAAACUUUAACAUGUAUUUAGGUCUACUUUUCAAGGAGCUCCACUUUUUCUGUAAUAUUUGCCAAGAUGGCAAGAAAAUAAUUUCUCAUUCUGCCAAGGUAGCACACGCUUGUUUAACACUUUUUAGUGUCUCUGGAUUGACUCCCCACCAUUUUAUCAUUAACCAGGAUGGAGUUAUUCUUGCUUUGAUUUCAAUGCCCUGUUAGCAAAUCAGGGUUAUGUUUGUGUCAAAUGAUCAGGUUAGUGUUUGAUGUCUAUCUUUUCAGGAAGCUUAUUGUAACACAAUAUGGUUUACAGUAUUUCUGCUAUAAAUGUAAUGGGAUCAAGAAAUUGCAAGUUUGGAUAUAAAUGUAGCAAGCAAUAUCUACAGCAAUAGUCCUACGUAUUGUUUCUGGUAUGACAGAAUAACCUCAUAGGUACUGCAAUAGGCCCUUGAGCUAGCGACCAACCAAAACAUCUUGUUCAAGAUGCGCUUUGUUGUCAAGAGGAAGGUUGGUGGGUUUGCUGAUCCCAAGUCAUGGUCGUAAUGCUUGUUGAGUUAUGAUUGGUUUACCUUCUGUUAUAGACCUUUGACCAUGAAAAACAUGUAGCCAAAUUCUUUGCACCUAAGUCUGAAAGAAGGGGAACCAAAGUCUUAAUUUUUUUCUAUAUUUGAGAGAGUUGUAAUGUGUCCCCACUCUCACUUUCUGUUUAUGUGGAACAGCGGAGACAAAAUCUUUCUGUCCUAUGAUCCUUUGAUGAUUUGAGACGCUAGACAAAAUAAUCUGACGUUUUUUCCUUGCUUUGAGAUUUUUGCAACCUUUUCCAGAGUUAAGUGGAUUCAUUUGAUGGGGAGGGAGUGUCAGUGCAGGGAGUAAGGUCUACAAAGUGAGUUGUUAGACUUCCAAAUUGAAAGCUCUAAAGUUUCUUUCCAAGUAGUGGCCCGUUGCACUCUCAGCAUUACAUAUGCCGUGCGGUCUUAAGGGUUUAAUUCUUUAAAAAAUGUUGGGGUCACUUAUGAUGAAUUAUGCAAUACCAAUCGGUGGUUUUAAAGUUUUAGCCACAAUGGGAAAGGCAAGUAUUACUCUGGUCUUUCAUCAUUGUCUGGGUUUUUACUCUGGUGCCAUUUUAAUGAUUCUACCGUCACUCUAGUUUAGUCUUUUAUCUGAGAGCAGGACUUAACACAUCUUUCCAAAUGAAUAUUUUAGCUUUAGUGCAUUGGACAUAGGGUAAAAUCAGUGAUCUAUUAUUACCAAUACUCACAUUUGGGUUCAUGAUGACAAAGCUGAAGUCUUGGAAUACAAACAGCAUGUAAUAUCAGUAACAUUGCUAUUGCUGGAGCUUUGGACUAAAAUCCUGAGGUGUUCUGAUGUUGUGCCUUUUAUUUUCCUCAUCGUCGUUGCUGAAGCCACUGCUGCGGCGCCCCUCUUUGUUUAUUUGUUAUUAGUACCUGACAAAAAAAUGCUAUAUAUAUAUAUAUAUAUAUAUAUAAUCUAAUAUAAAAAUCUUAAAAAGUGACCAGCUGUAAUUCUGGAUGCAGUCUUAGAUCCAGGUUGUUCAGGAACCAAUUACCUCAGACCUCACGUGAAACAGUGUUGCUAGCUGGAUAGUCGUCAAUACUACAGAAAAAUGAUGUACACUUUCGUCAUACCAACAGGAAACCUCGUUUGUACUGGUGUAACAUGUAUGAUCCACCCCUUGACAAUGUGAAAACGCUCUUCCUUUCCGAGCUUCUCGCCUCUAGUUUUCAACAGCAAAGAAAUUGUAUUGUAUGGAAAACCAUGUUCAAGUGCUUCCUAUGCUACUUUCACAACUGAAAUUGUUAGUGUACACUGGUUUGACAGCUCACUCUGUCAUCUGACAGAACUGAAGAAGAAAAAAACAUUAAAUUGGCUGAGAUUUCAUUAUAGUCCUGUCUAGCUCACUAAAAAAGCCCUAACAACACUAAUUACCAUUGUACCCUUAGAUUGGUCAUCAAUCCCUCUUAGACGUCUACUUCUUUUUACUUUACCCAACUCUCUAUGAGCAUCUUUUAGUGUUAUUACGUUACUUAUUUACUGUGCAUGGACAGUCACUCAGGCCAUGUGAACGUUACCUCGUUUUCCAAGAGAUCAGUGUUCAGGUCUUGUGUCAAACAGCAGCAGCGAGCUGUGAGCCCGGGCAAUCGACUUACCCUCAAGUAUUAAGACCUUCCCCAGCAGGGGAGAACUAUUGAUUCUAAAUGCCAAUGACUAAACGCUAAGAACGUCCAAUAUAUUUGUAGCCUCUGGGUUAGUAGAGCUUGCUACUCUAUGCUUUAAAAAGCCACUUCCAUACAGUGCCAGCUUCUUUCGCUCCUUUAAAACCAGGUGGAAUUGCUGUUGGUAAACAAUGUCAAUGUGGAUUUUUUUUUCUUUUCUCACUCAUAAGAGCUCAUCAGUGGCUCUUUGCACAUGGAAGUGUUCAAACAAAUCUGAAAAACUAUUCCACUGCAAAGGCCUGAUUCACAAUGUCUUUCUUCCAAGACCCACCAAAACAAGGGUGCAGGAUUCGGCAAACGGGUCAAGGGGGGUUUCUUGUUUUGUCAAGGGGUCUUAUUUAAAAGUGAUGUUUCUAUACCAGGAUACGUGAAAUGUAAAUGUUGUAGGUUAUGUUUCACUAUUGUAGCUAAAUUGUAGAACAGAGAUGGCUUGUACUACUGAUUUUAACAUAAAUAUACUCAAAAUAAAUCUGUAUAAGAUAAAAUGUAUACGGAGAGUUGAGAUUGUUGCUGUAACCCCUCUUUUGGAUUGAAGAAUAUGUUUAAAAGUUUUAUGUAUAUGAAAUGCCCUGGAAAAAUCCAACAUCCAUUGUAUUGCCGUAAUGACAUGAGGACUUUUUGAACGAUCAGUGUAACAUAGUUCUUUAAUUUGCAGUGGAUCAUUGUUCCUUUUUACUGUGGUAAUUUUAGAACUCAUUAUCCAAGUAGAUUUGCCUAGUUGUUGGGGUGUGGUUGUUUCUACUCUGCACUUGGUGCCAGAAUAAACCAGUAUGAAUGUAGUAUUUGCCCAGUGUGAAACAACUACACCCUGACUGUUAGAGAAAAAAUACUAGAAUGGAUUAUUUCAAUUGUAUCUUUUUGUAUAUGAAAGUAAACAAUAAAGUACUGUUAAAGCA